Messenger RNA from Hemicordylus capensis (graceful crag lizard), 1746 nucleotides. RefSeq names its product vomeronasal type-2 receptor 26-like. The transcript has 7 exons. Lineage: Eukaryota; Metazoa; Chordata; Lepidosauria; Squamata; Cordylidae. Gene Ontology annotation, biological process: G protein-coupled receptor signaling pathway. The record is from RefSeq and is a predicted model, not a curated record. Gene Ontology annotation, cellular component: membrane. Gene Ontology annotation, molecular function: G protein-coupled receptor activity. The coding region runs from base 1 to 1746 and encodes 581 amino acids.
AUGGAUCGUACCCCAGGCAGUGUAGUCAUCCGCUCCCGACACCAUGAAGCCUACAGAAACAUGUACACUUGCCUUAAUGCACAGGCCGACUUAGAUUCCGUCUCCGAUAUUGUCCCUGACUUCAUCAUGGAUGAAGGAGCCAACUUCUUUUGCAUCAUGGAAAACUGGUCAGAAGAAGAUAGUGGUCCAGUUUGGUCCCAGCUUCUUCUGGUGGGUUAUUUCAUGGUGAAGGAGAUCAAUGAGGACCCCAGGCUUUUACCAAACAUCACACUGGGCUACAACAUCUAUGAGACCUAUUUUGACGGGAAAAUUACUUCCGAUGCCAUGAUAGACCUGCUAUCUGUAUCGGUGAUACAAGAAAUGCUGAACAAGAACCUAAAGACAAAUGCUGGAAAAGUCUGGAUCACGACAACUUUUCAGGACAUCAACCUGAAUCUGGCUUAUGGUUUUGAUCUCUUCCAGCACAUCCAUGGUUCUUUUUCCUUUCUUCAUGCUUUUCUGAGAAUAUUUUAUAACACUUCCUCGGAGAGACUGUAUGUGGAUGAGAAUGGGCAGAUGGCCGGUGACUUUGAUAUUGUGAAUUGGGUGGUUUUCCCCAAUAGAUCUAAUGGUCGAGUUACGAUUGGGAGCAUCACAGGACUGGCAUCCUUUGAUGCAAAAUUCACCAUUCAUCCAGAAGCCAUUGUAUGGCCCUGGCAGUUUAAGAAGACUGUGCCUCAGUCCAGGUGUGUGGAAAGCUGUCGCCCUGGAUACCUUAAGGUGGUUCUGGAAGGAAAGUCAGUUUGCUGCUAUGCUUGUUCUCAAUGUGUAGAUGGGACAAUCUCGACUCAGGAAGAUGCAGACCAUUGCCAGAUGUGUCCAGAAGACCAAUAUCCAAACAAUGAACGAGAUCAAUGUGUCCCCAAGGCUACAACCUUCCUGUCCUAUGAAGAAUCUUUAGGGAUAAUCCUAACUUCUUUUGCAUUAUACUUGUCACUCACCACAGUUGUAGUGUUAGGAAUCUUCAUUAAAUACAUGGAAACUCCAGUUGUCAAAGCCAAUAAUAGGGAGCUCUCCUACAUUCUCCUCAUCUCCCUCUUGUUUUCCUUUUUGUCAUCCUUUCUGUUCAUUGGCCAUCCAAGGGAGGUGACCUGCCUUCUCCGACAAACAGCCUUCAGCAUCAUCUUCUCGACUGCUGUCUCUUCUGUGUUGGCCAAAACUAUCACUGUGGUGAUUGCAUUCACGGCCACAAAGCCAGGCAACAGAAUGAGGAAAUGGUUGGGGAAGAAUCUGGCCAACUCCAUUGUAUUUUGCUCUUCCAGUAUUCAGCUUGGCAUCUGCACCAUCUGGCUGGGAAUUUCUCCACCAUUUCCAGAAUCUGACAUGCAUUCUCAGGCUGGACACAUCAUCCUGCAGUGUAAUGAAGGCUCAGUAACCAUGUUUUACAGUGCCCUUGGCUACAUGGGCUUCCUGGCUGCCAUCUCUUUCACAGUGGCUUUUCUAGCCAGGAAGCUGCCUGGGGCAUUCAACGAAGCCAAGCUGAUCACCUUCAGCAUGUUGGUCUUCUGCAGUGUUUGGUUCUCCUUUGUGCCCACCUACCUAAGCACAAAGGGGAAAUAUAUGGUGGCCGUGCAGAUCUUCUCUAUCUUUGUCUCCAGUGCUGGAUUACUCAGUUGUAUCUUUAUUCCCAAAUGUUACAUUAUUGUAGUGAGGCCUGAUCUGAAUAGAAAGGAACAUCUAAUAAUGAAAGUGAAAGAUGUCUUCUGA